AUAAUAACGAUGAUGGAACAGUCGCCCAGGAACUGGAAUUAGAGCAUAUGAGGAGUAUAUUGGAAGAGGCGAUUGUGGAAACGCGCAGUACGCCUCUCGAAAAUCGACCGCGACUUCCCCGCAUAGCCCUAAGCAAGCGGAAUCGGGCUGUCGUGAGGGCUCUGAACCCAAUGCUGGUUACCUAUUUGAAAGCCAGCCGGGACCUUUGCGAGACGGACUCAAUUCUUUUUGGCGCCGCGCUGGCAGUCUGCCGUAUCAUAGGCGCCAAGGUUUCCACGGCUGGACGCGCUACUGGCCAUAGUAGCGCUAUCCCAGCAUGGAGAAGAAGAAUUGAGGAACGUAUCGCAAAGGCUAGAGCUCUCAUCGGCAGACUGAUAUGCUUCAGAUCAGGCAACAACAGGCCAAGAAUUGUGCGCACCGUCAGGAUGGCGUUUGCUGGGACAAAUGUCAGUUUGUCCCAGCCGGAUAUAACGCAAAAACUGACGGAGCGCAUAGAUGAUCUGAAGCAGAGAAUCGCUGCUUGGGGAAAGCGGAUUCGGCGAUAUACCGAGAGGUCGACACGGUUCAACCAGAAUCGUCUCUUCCAGAGUGAUCAGAAGAGGCUCUAUGAAUCAUUGGAGCGACCAAUGGUAAGUGGAACGGGUCCAGCACCGAAUCAGGCCGACACUGUAGCAUUCUGGCGCGGCCUGUGGUCAGAGCCCGUAAACCACAGCGAGGGCCCUUGGACGGAAGUUGUGGCGAGUCAGUGUGCGGGUAUUACGCCCAUGGACCCCGUCAUCAUAACGCCGGAUGACGUAGCUGAGGCGGUUCGUAGGGCCCCGAACUGGAAAAGUCCGGGGCUUGACGGGCUGCAUCACUACUGGCUGAAGGGGUUCAUGGUAAUCUCAACAGAUUCAGUAGCUGAUAAAGAUUAUGAGCCACCAAAAAACCACAAAACGUACAUUAUUGCCGCUCAAUGCUCAAAACAAUCAGUGGUUAAAAACUUAAAUAUGAGGGGUCAUAAUGAAAACUACGAACGACGUGAAGCCAAUAUUUUAUUGGAUGAUUCUGGCUCCGAAUCAGACGUCAUUCCAUGUUCUCAACCGUGUUUGGAAAAAACGAUUUCAGAAUCUUCAGAUGAAUCUACAAAAGAUGAACUUACAAAAAAGGGACAUUAA
Messenger RNA from Parnassius apollo (apollo), 1157 nucleotides. Lineage: Eukaryota; Metazoa; Arthropoda; Insecta; Lepidoptera; Papilionidae. The record is from the annotation of a GenBank genome assembly.